This is a messenger RNA of Dentiscutata heterogama, 483 nucleotides long. Lineage: Eukaryota; Fungi; Glomeromycota; Glomeromycetes; Diversisporales; Gigasporaceae. The record is from the annotation of a GenBank genome assembly.
AUGGUUUGGACUGAUAAAAAAAUGCCUCGCAAAGAUCAUCAUAAAAAAACUCAAAAUAAACUUAAUGUGAAGCUUCGUUCAGACAAUAUAAAUUUGAAUAGAAACGAGAUCUUUACAAAAUGUUAUGAAUUAGAAAACUCUAAGCUUACCGCAUUGGAAACUCAAAUUGAAUCACUAAUUUCCAAAGUUAACCGAUUAGAAAAUGAUAAAAUUUUAUAUCAAACUGAAAAUAAUAAACUUAAAAAAGAAUUACAACGCAUUGCCAGCAGAUAUGACGACUCAACAAAUAACCUACCAGAACAAAUAACUGAAACAACAAGUAACCAGCCAUUACCAGUUAUCAACGUGGGGUUAGAGAAUCGAGCAGCAAGUGACGAGGAGGAAUCAAGUGAUUCAACAUGGUUGCCAGUUGAAUUCUCAGAACCAAGCACCGAAGAAAUUGCCAUCGGAGAACGAAAUAUAAAAGGUAGUUUCAUAUUAUGA